GGGCCGCCCGUGGCGAGCAGCACCCGCGGAGCGAUGGGGCAGCCGGGGGUGCCCCUGGCCCUGCUGGGGCUAGGGCUGUGCUGGGCGGCGGUGGCCGAGCGGCACACGGUGUUCUGGAACAGCUCCAACCCCCGAUUUGCGUGGAGUGACUACACGGUGGAGGUUCGUCUCAACGAUUACCUGGAUAUUAUCUGCCCCCACUACGAGGAGGGCAGCGUGGAGCCCCGGGCCAUGGAGCGCUACACCCUGUACCUGGUGGAGCUCGAGGAGUACGAGGUGUGCAAGCCCCGCUCCAAGGAGCAGAUCCGCUGGGAAUGCAACAAGCCCAGCGCCCUGCACGGCCCCGAGAAGUUCUCGGAGAAGUUCCAGCGCUUCACUCCCUUCACGCUGGGCAAGGAGUUCAGGGAGGGGCACAGCUACUACUACAUCUCCAAACCCAUCCAUCACCACGGUGAAGCCUGCCUGAAGCUGAAGGUGACGGUGACGGGCAAAGGCACUCUGGCACCGCCCGCCCCGGCCUCGACGCAGAAAGGGAGGAUUCAGGCAGACGAUGCGGCCGCACACGUGCUGAGGAGCGUGGGGCAGAACUCGGCCAUGCGCAGCAGCAGCCGCCCCUUCACCUUCCUCAKCCUCCUGCUGCCCCUCCUGCUGCCGCAGGGGCUCUGAGCCGCCCCCCGUGCCCGGACCCGCCGAGGCUGUGACUACUGGGGACCCCCGUGUGGUCCCCGCACAUCUGCCCCGGGCGCYGUGCCCUGCGCACAUCUGGGCGAGGAAAGGAUUUGUCAGUAUUAUGGGGCCGGAGGACCCGAAGCCAUGGGAGCAGCUGAGCCCUCAGGCGUCCCUGACCCUGCCAGGAUGGUCCUGGCAGCCAGAGGCCGAGCAGGAGCCUGGAGCUGAAGGGCUGAAGUGCCCCGGACUGGAGAGGGGCAGGGGGCUGGCACCCCUGCCCUGCAGCUGAGCUCRCCCACCACUCUCGGGGCUCUCUCUCCCCGUGGUGGGCUCGGACUGGAAUGUGUCCUGCAGGCAGGGGAUGUGAGGCUGGCCCGGUGACACCGCUGAGGGGGUGGCUGUCCCCCAAGUGUCACCAGCUCGUGGAGCACAGACAGGCUGGAGAUGCCCUGCRGCCGGGGGAGGGGGGCUGUGACAAACAUCCCCCACCCCAUCCUUCAUCCCCUGGCCCUUCCCCGUCCCUCCCCUCCGCUGGGUGCCGGAGGGGCCCCCAGCACCCCCUUUGUACAGCUUUCUACCACGGAACUUUUUAUACCAUUGUAGGGAAUAAAUAACCAAAAAACGCUGAGCUGCUGAGGCGUCCCCCRCCCCCAUGGGCC
Malurus melanocephalus (red-backed fairy wren) is the source of this 1328-nucleotide messenger RNA. RefSeq names its product ephrin A1 (gene EFNA1). The transcript has 5 exons. The record is from RefSeq and is a predicted model, not a curated record. Gene Ontology annotation, cellular component: plasma membrane. The coding region runs from base 34 to 666 and encodes 210 amino acids. Gene Ontology annotation, biological process: ephrin receptor signaling pathway; axon guidance. NCBI's taxonomy places the organism in Eukaryota, Metazoa, Chordata, Aves, Passeriformes, Maluridae. Gene Ontology annotation, molecular function: ephrin receptor binding.